CCAUUCAAGGGUUCACUGUCCUGGACGCCUAGAGCAGUGCUCUACUACUUUCUCCACCUAUUUUUAAGACUGUUUACUACUAGUUUGGUCUUGCAAAGCUUUUCUUCUCUUGUGUGUUAGAGACACAGCCCCAUCCUCCAGCAAAAAUGGAAGCCAUCAAGAAAAAGAUGCAGAUGCUGAAGCUAGAUAAGGAGAAUGCAAUUGAUAGAGCUGAACAGGCUGAAGCAGACAAGAAAGCAGCUGAGGACAAGUGCAAACAGGUAGAGGAUGAGCUGGUGGCACUGCAGAAGAAGUUAAAAGGAACUGAAGAUGAACUGGAUAAAUACUCAGAAGCUCUCAAAGAUGCUCAGGAAAAACUGGAACAGACUGAAAAGAAGGCAACAGAUGCAGAAGGUGAAGUGGCAGCUUUGAAUCGGCGUAUCCAGCUGGUGGAAGAGGAGCUGGAUCGUGCCCAAGAACGUCUGGCGACAGCCCUGCAGAAACUGGAGGAGGCAGAGAAGGCAGCAGAUGAAAGCGAGAGAGGUAUGAAGGUUAUUGAAAACAGAGCAAUGAAGGAUGAAGAAAAAAUGGAAAUUCAGGAGAUGCAGCUGAAAGAGGCUAAGCAUAUUGCUGAGGAGGCUGACCGUAAAUAUGAAGAGGUUGCUCGUAAACUGGUCAUUUUGGAGGGUGAACUAGAGAGAGCCGAGGAACGUGCUGAGGUGUCAGAACUAAAAUGCAGUGACCUUGAAGAAGAACUAAAAAAUGUCACUAACAACCUAAAGUCCCUGGAGGCUCAGUCUGAGAAGUACUCUGAAAAAGAGGAUAAAUAUGAAGAAGAAAUCAAGCUUCUCUCUGACAAACUCAAGGAGGCUGAAACACGUGCUGAGUUUGCAGAAAGAACUGUUGCUAAACUGGAAAAGACUAUUGAUGAUCUGGAAGAUGAGCUGUAUGCUCAGAAGCUGAAGUACAAAGCUAUCAGUGAGGAGCUUGACCAUGCUCUCAAUGAUAUGACCUCUUUGUAAAUGCAUUUUCUCUUUUGGCUUUGCCUUGGUGCACUAAGAUUCUGUCUUUAAUACCAGUCUUUGAGUAAUGCCUAGUACUAGUCCUUCAGUCUUUUUCUGUAAAAACUGAAUUAAACAAAAGCAAGCUACCUUGAACUUGUACAUUCUGUGCUUUUUUUCUUUUCCAUGAUUAAUGACAUAACUAAUGUCCUUCCUUUAAUUUGUUCUGGUCAGAUUUUAGCACAGCCCUGUAAUUCUCACUAGGAUACUGUUAAGAGAAUUAGUUUCAUUGUACUCGGAUUGCUUCUUUAAAAACCAAAAACCUAUCCAGUUGUUAGUUAAAAUGUAAGUGAUGGGUCACAUAACAAAAUUGGAAGAAAGUUCAAAUAAAGUGGCAGGUAGGACAAAAUAAAAAAUGAAUAUAAAUCCCACUUACAGCACUCCUAUUACUUCAAUGGUUAUUUUUUUCCUGGACAGCAGUGACUAUAAUGAGCGUGCAAACAGGAACAGUGCAAAGACCCAACUUGAGGCAGCAAAAGCAGAUCCACAGAUACACUUGCUAUGCUGUUGAUGCCCCUUUGUGCGCUGCAUCAAAAUAAAGCUACCCACAAAUGGGAUGUAAACUGAUGAAUGCUGUCAUAACUAGUAUCUCAAAUCAACUACUCCUUGAACAGAAGGAUUUUAGCUAGUUUGUUCCUGUCCAAGCAGAUUUGAAUUUGAGUACAAUUUUGAGAGACACUGAAUCAAAGGCUUAAUUACAAUCUGAAUAUGACGCCCAUUGUCUGAUAUUCAUUUAAUAGUGUCCAGUCAUUUAUAGAUAUUUCUAUUGAUAUUUGCAUGUUGAUUAAGGACAAUGUUAUGUGGAUUGUAAACUGUCUGGAGGAUCCCUAAAUAGUUAUUAUAAAUGACAAAGUGUCCUGUGAAAAGCUACAGAAAUCUGUUGGGUCUGAUCUUAUUCAAGAGGAAGUAACAUCACUGCAUUCGCAGGAGUUGCACACACCAGUGAAAAGGGAGAAGUAAUCCAAAGGAACUUAAAGAAAUGACUGUUAACAGCAAGCUAAUGCCUCUGAUCAGAAAAUAUCCAAAUACUUUUCAGUUUUCAGCUGUAUGCAUAUGACACCAUGGGAGAUAGGUAAUAAUCCUUCUGUAUACAACACUUUAGUAACCACACCUGGAAUAUUUUGUUUCAUUCUGCACACUUCAUUAAACUGACAAAUGGGAAGGACCUCAGCAAGGAAGCUCAGAAAAGAGAACUAGAAUGGCCGGGAGGCUGAAAAGUGACCUAUAAGGAAGUUGAACCAUGCAUAUUUAGAGCUCUUAAUCUAAAUGAUGACAAUGGCCAUAGUAGAAGAUGGAGAUAAAUCUACAGAGACUGGGUGAGUGCGAAAACAGGGGAUGAAGAACUAUUUAGCAUACCAAAAAGGGAUGAAAUUGAGAAAGGUUUUAUCUUGAGUAAGGAAAUGUGAAAUUUAGUAACUCUAAAUUUUCAGUAUAUUAGAACACCCUUGUUAAGACUUUAAAUGUGUGUAUCUUGGAUUUCUGUUUCAAGAAAAGAAACAAACAUUCAUCACAUAUGUAUGACCUUGAAUCUGACUCUGCAAGUUUGGCCAAAUGCAUACUUCCUAUUUUAGAUUUGAAGCUAAAAAAAAAAACAAACAAAAACAAACAGUGCUUUUCUGUAAGACAACUGGCAUAUUUGAACUAUUAAGGUAUUUUGUGCUGUAGUUAAAAAAAAAAAAAAAAAAGAUAAAUUCUACUCUGUUUUCCUGCAUGAAGUCUUUAUGCCUGAUGUCAACAAAUAGGGGAGGAAAGAAUUAUUCAAAUAAUACAUUGGGAAAUUAUCAUCAUGAAUACAAAAAAAAUUAAUGCAAUAUUGUGGUUGAGAUUUGAAAGGCACAAUAGUCAGGAAAGGCUUAGCAUUCCUGGUGCAAAUGUAACUCACCCCCUCACACUUUGUAUUUGCUUAAAUUUCACACACUGAAAUGAGCAACCUGGCCCUAACUUGAGGUGCAGACCAUCCCGUCCCAGCUUCUGGCAGUCAGUCAACCUGAUUGGCAGAAGCUGGGACUGGAUGACCAGAGAUGGAUCAUUCAAUAACUGCCCUGGUCUGUUCGCUCCCUCUGAAGCAUCUGGCAGUGACCAUCAUCAGAGAAAGGACACAGGGCUCAGUGAACUUUUGGUCUGACCCAGUAUGGCCAUUCAUAUUUCUAACCCAACUUCAAACUAAAAGCAACAGGAGCUGAAAAUAUAUAUACUUGGACUGACAUUGAGAUGGAAAUAGGAGAGAUUUAUUGAAAGUUUCUAGGUAAUGAUAAAAGGGGUAAAAAACAAGGGUGAUGUCAUGGUAGGGGUCUACUACAGAUCACCUAACCAGGAACAAGAGAUGGUUGAGGCUUUUUU
Molecule: messenger RNA, 3380 nt
Organism: Chelonia mydas (Green sea turtle)
Lineage: Eukaryota; Metazoa; Chordata; Testudines; Cheloniidae
Gene: TPM4
Product: tropomyosin 4
Exons: 9
Coding region: 147-1001 (284 amino acids)
Biological process (GO): muscle contraction; actin filament organization
Cellular component (GO): actin filament
Molecular function (GO): actin filament binding
Source: RefSeq, a predicted model, not a curated record